CUGUCACCUUGUCCUUUUAGAGCCGUCUACUGGCUGGGUAAUGACACCCUGAGGGUCUCGGCUGCCCUUUUUGCUGAGAACCGCCAAAGAUUGUGCCAGGGGCUGAAAGCCAGAGAGGAUGUUGUGUCUCAGUCGGUUGUGGUGCUGCAGGGGGGGGAGCAGAAGCAGAGGUACUGCACCGACACAGACCUUGUCUUCGGGCAGGAAUCGUUCUUCCACUGGGCCUUUGGAGUGACUGAGCCUGACUGCCAUGGAGCCAUUGAUGUGGAUUCUGGCAAACCCAUUCUUUUUGUUCCCAAACUGCCUGGAAGCUACACUACUUGGAUGGGAGAGUAA
Messenger RNA from Menidia menidia (Atlantic silverside), 336 nucleotides. NCBI's taxonomy places the organism in Eukaryota, Metazoa, Chordata, Actinopteri, Atheriniformes, Atherinopsidae. The record is from the annotation of a GenBank genome assembly.